CAGCUGCUGUGUCGUUCUAGCUGAGGCAAUUACCCGGAAAAGAAAAAAAAAACAUCAGUUUGGGCUUAGGGUUUUAAGAAAUACCCAAAACCCAGCCAUCGUUAUCAUCUUCCUCAUCGGCAGCUCCAGCUCUCCAUCUGCCACUGCGUUUCUGGUUCUUCAGCUCAGGGUUUUGCAGGUGAAUGAUCAGCGUGUGAGAAAGUUGAAGUCAGAGAAAACGGAGAGAAAUGGCAAGCCAAGCAGCUACCUCUUUUAAUGGCAACUUGAAGAAAGCUCUUGCCGGCCUGAGGCGUAUUGAUCUUGAUGGGUUGCGGUGGAAAGUAUUCGAUGCGAAAGGCCAGGUUCUUGGAAGACUAGCAUCUCAAAUAUCAACUGUGAUUCAAGGGAAGGAUAAACCAACAUAUGCUCCAAACCGAGAUGAUGGUGAUAUGUGCAUCGUGCUUAACGCAAAGGAUGUUUGUGUCACGGGGAGAAAACUAACCGAUAAGGUUUAUCAUUGGCAUACUGGGUAUAUAGGUCACCUCAAGGAAAGGACUUUAAAGGAUCAGAUGGCCAAGGACCCUACGGAAGUCAUUCGCAAAGCUGUAUUACGCAUGCUCCCAAGGAACAAAUUGCGUGACGAUAGAGAUAGAAAGCUGAGGAUAUUUGUUGGUGGUGAACACCCCUUUGGUGAUCGGCCCCUUGAACCGUAUCUGAUGCCCCCUCGGCAAGUUAGGGAAAUGCGACCCCGUACAAGACGAGCCAUGGUCCGAGCUCAGAAGAAGGCUGAACAGCAACAACAGGAUGUUAAUGAUCCACGUAGGGGAAAAAGGAAGGAUAGACCCGAAGUGAAUGCAUGAAGAAUUAUUUGAGGUUAUUUUCUUAUCUGAAGGUUAUCAGGGGGCCUGAAUCAUUCAGAGUAUAAAUUUAACAGACGGAUGAGCUGAUUUCACAUCAGCAAGGAGGCACAUUGUUUGUCUUUACGACAUCAUUCCGAACAUUUUCUGUAUCGUACUCUGUUAUUUUGUAGACAGCAUAUGGUUAUUUUGAAUCUUAUUGGUAGAUCUUUGGAAAAAUAAAAUUAGACUAGUCAUAAGCUUUUAAGACAUCUAA
This is a messenger RNA of Prunus dulcis (almond), 1092 nucleotides long. Its product is annotated as 50S ribosomal protein L13. Gene Ontology annotation, biological process: translation; negative regulation of translation. Lineage: Eukaryota; Viridiplantae; Streptophyta; Magnoliopsida; Rosales; Rosaceae. The coding region runs from base 228 to 839 and encodes 203 amino acids. The transcript is spliced from 6 exons. The record is from RefSeq and is a predicted model, not a curated record. Gene Ontology annotation, molecular function: structural constituent of ribosome; mRNA binding. Gene Ontology annotation, cellular component: ribosome; mitochondrial large ribosomal subunit.